Neurospora crassa OR74A is the source of this 1188-nucleotide messenger RNA. RefSeq lists its product as hypothetical. The record is from RefSeq and is a predicted model, not a curated record. The transcript has 2 exons. Gene Ontology annotation, cellular component: membrane. Bases 124 to 1188 code for a protein of 354 amino acids. NCBI's taxonomy places the organism in Eukaryota, Fungi, Ascomycota, Sordariomycetes, Sordariales, Sordariaceae.
ACUUGCCCUGUAUUUGUUGUGUUGGUCAUGUGUUCCGUUAUCAAGCAAAGGGCUAGCAGCAGCUUUUGAUAUCCCUUUCCGUCUACUCCCAAACCUGGCAUCUCUACUACCCUCCCCAACUCAAUGACGCUUAACGAUGGCCCGCCCUUCGGCCCUGUGGUCAACGGGACCAUGGUGGUGGUCUUUUGGGAAUACCGACCCAGCAACGUUGCCGCGCACCUCUUUCUCGCCUUGUUCGCCUUGGCCACCCUCGCGCACCUCGUCUACUUUGUCUGGCUCCGGGCGUGGGGAUGCAUUCCCCUCAUCCUCGGUGGCAUCUGCCUCGUCUUCGGCUACCUCGAACGCAGUUACGCCCACUCCGACCCCACAAAGCUCGACCCCUGGCUGCUGCAGAACAUGCUCCUCCUCGUCGCCCCUCCCCUCCUCGCCGCCUCCCUAUACAUGUCCUACGGCCGCAUCUCCACGGCGCUCCUCGAGGGCACCUCCAAACCCAACCACGGGCGCCGUAACAACCGCGGCUGCUGCGCCCGAUGCUGUUACUCCUGGUACCGCCCCAUCAUCAUCUAUUUCCCCGACCCCCCGUCACUAACCGCCCAUUGCCAACCAACCAACAGCUUCUGCACCUGCUCCCCGACGCGGCUCUACGUCCUCGCCGACGUGGCCGCAAUCUUCACCCAGCUCAUCGGCACCGUCCUCCCCGCAAGCGGCACCGAGUCGGCGCAACGCCUGAGCAAGAUCAUUGUCCUAAUCGGCCUGUGCGUCCAGCUCCUCGCGCUGGGUAUCUUCCUCUUCACCUGCGGCCGCCUACACGUGCGCCUGCACCGCAACCCGACCAGGUCACGGGCAAUGCUGAUGGACCCUGGGGUGAGAUGGCUGUGGUAUUUUGGUGUGAUGGAGGUGGCGGGGGCUAUGUUGGUUGUCAGGAGUGUGGUGCGCGGGGCCGAGUAUUUGGGGGGAACGGACGGGGUGGUGGCAAGUCAUGAGUGGUUUGUCUAUGUGUUUGAUGGGGUGCCGAUGGGGGUGGUGAUGGCGGGGUUUUUGGUCUUGUAUCCGGAGAGGGUGGUGAGGGAGGUGAAGCGGCAGGAGGGAAUUUUGAAGGGGGCGGGCAUGGGAGAGGAGUUGAGAGGCGGGGUGAAGGGGGAGUCGUAUCCUGGGGGCGAUGUUUACGUUGGGGGUAGGUGUCACUAG